AUGACCGAAGAUAGCUACACACCGCUUGCCGAAAUCAAGGCUAGCAGCAGUGAAAUCAAGGCUUGUGCUUUUUCAGCAUGGUACCACACGUUUAAGAAAUAUACACCAAAGGCUCACAUAAUCCAUCCGUUACCGCAAGAGUUCAUCAAAUAUUUGGCACAGGAUGGCAUCAGGUUAUCGUUGGAAGAGAAUGACUCGUCGUUUUAUGAUAGUUGCCUGAAACCAGACGACGAUAACGAUUACAGUGACUGGGAGGACAACCAGUUGCCCGAGAGUGAAUCUGAUGAGGAAAGUGAGUUUACGAACAACAAGAAGGAGGAAGAAGAAGAAAUGGUCCCAAUAGUGAACUUCCCGGACUUGCACAAGGAAAUUUCCGACGUGAUUCGUGAAUACGGGGCCGUCACUCCGAAAUUGAACUGGUCUGCUCCAAGGGAUGCUACCUGGAUUUUGCCCAACAACACGUCAAAAUGUAUUCAUGUGAACGACGUGUACCUUCUCCUAAACGCAUCAAACUACAUAGCAUAUGAUUUGGACCAUGCCUUUGAUGAAUGCGAGGACAAAGUCGACCCGCAGUCGGUUCAGUAUGAGUUGAUCUUGAGAAAAUGGUUCGAUAUCAAUCCUGCGCUAGAGUUCAGAGUGUUUAUCCGAGACGGUGAGAUCUGUGGUAUCUCGCAAAGGGAUCUUAACUACUACAACUACCUAGAACCGUUGCAGGACACAUUUACCACGCUGAUAGAAGAUUUUGUACACGAUGUUGUUUUGCCAAAAUUCGAGCUAUCCUGUUUUGUACUAGAUGUUUACUUACCAAGACCUUUUGUCCAGUGCUGGAUCAUUGAUAUCAAUCCAUGGUCUCGUACCACAGACCCCUUGCUAUUCUCUUGGAGUGAACUUGCUUCUAAAAACUUGGAAGCGGAAACACAAGCAGAAAUUAGGUUGAUCACCGAACACAAUAUCGGUCGGUUUGUUACAAAAGAACACUCCGAAAAUCAUGUUCCAAAAGAUAUUGUAACAGCUAGUUUGGACCCAGAGUCAUUAAGAGAGUUGACCUACAAAUGGAAAGAGAUCUUAAAAAUGCAAGAAGAGGAUGCCGAAAGUGAUGAUGAUUAA
Kluyveromyces marxianus DMKU3-1042 is the source of this 1107-nucleotide messenger RNA. It is a transcript of the gene CDC123, whose product is annotated as cell proliferation protein CDC123. The coding region runs from base 1 to 1107 and encodes 368 amino acids. The transcript has a single exon. The record is from RefSeq and is a predicted model, not a curated record. Gene Ontology annotation, cellular component: cytoplasm. NCBI's taxonomy places the organism in Eukaryota, Fungi, Ascomycota, Saccharomycetes, Saccharomycetales, Saccharomycetaceae.